ACGAAUAAUACAAAAUUGUCUGCAUCAAUUGUAUCAGUGCGAUCGGAUCUUAUACCUGAAAAUAUAAUAUCGGCUUCUUGCCUUGCCAUGUUAUUUAACACCUGAAACGAGUUCAAGAUCAACUCUAGUGAGAUUUGAUAGCGCCAAUACUAAAUACGUAGAAUUGUUUCAGUGGAAUGGUGAAUGAGAAUACCGCAGAAACCCGUGAUAUUGCAUUUAUAUUUAUGUGAACAAAACCUGAGGAACAUUUUGAACUGAAUUCUUUCCAGGAUAUAUAGAAAUAUUUGGCAGAAUAAACCAUGUCGGACCAACGGACUAUUGUUAUUGCUAUUGAAGAUAGUGGGCAUUCUAUGGUAGCAUUCAACUUUUACGUUGAAAAUGUCCACAAGCCUGGAGAUCGUAUUGUCCUUGUCCAUGUGCCAGAGUAUAGCAAUGUAAUUGCAGACUCAUCUUUAUUAACAGACACACAGAUCCUUGCGGAGCUACUGAAAGUAACGGAAGAGAAAACACAAGAAUUGAUAGAUAAAUAUACUUUGAAAAUGGAGGAACUGCGACUCAACGGAUUUGUAAAGCAACAAAACGGAACUCCAGGGGAGGCUAUUUUAGAAGCUGUGAAAGAAGAGGGAGCAGAUCUAUUAAUUUUAGGGUCAAGAGGUCGAGGAUUUAUUCGCAGGACGUUUUUAGGAAGUAUUAGUGAUUACUGUCUCCACCACUGCAAUGUCCCUGUAAUAGUGUGUAGAUACAAAAAAUCAAAGCAAUCUCGGGACCAAGGUAUACAGUGAAUACGAAGGACUUCUUCAGAACACAAUAAUUAAAACAUUUAAAGAAGAUUAACGUAGCAGGCCCCUCGAUCGAUACACUUUUUGUUUGAAAUGUGAAAAGUUUUAAAAUCACCCGUUUUAUGUUGCAGUUGUAAAUUUCUUUCACUUGACCUGUUCAGAAACAUUCAUUCUUUGUAUUUUCUGAUAUUCCUUUUACUAAGAAGCGAGCAAUGUCAAAAUCACCCUUUCUUUAUUGCAGCUGUAAAAACUAUCAUCAAGCUGUUUGAAAGAGAUAUAUUUUGUAUAUUUUUCAUAUCUGAUACUUUACUCAAAUACAAGGUUGAAUUUAUAUCGCAUAUAUAAAUAUCAUGAAUGAAUAAACUCUUUAUAUAUAACAUUGAAAAAUUCUCAUAGGAAAAAAGAUUAUUUCAAAUAAUGUUUUCUUAUG
Messenger RNA from Mercenaria mercenaria, 1209 nucleotides. RefSeq lists its product as uncharacterized. NCBI's taxonomy places the organism in Eukaryota, Metazoa, Mollusca, Bivalvia, Venerida, Veneridae. The record is from RefSeq and is a predicted model, not a curated record. Bases 300 to 782 code for a protein of 160 amino acids. The transcript has 5 exons.